GGGGUUCGACCGAACCCAGGUUAAGAACCACUGGAAUAGAAUCUUUAUUUACAUAUAAAUUAUUCAUACUCAUCACUUAUGAGUAAAUACUUAUUUACUCAUACUUCACUAAGCAUAAAGACAAGCAGACAAACCACUUUUUACCUGAAAUGCUGCAGAACUUCAGCUGUUUUUUGGACUCUUAUUAGUUUUCAUGACUCAUUGUUAUUUUAUGGUUAACUGUCAUGAUGUGAGGUUUAGUGUGAACCUAAACGCAGUAGGCAGACAGAAUGAGUUGAUGAUUUAAUAAAUGAAAAAACAACUUAUAAAAAUACAGGGACAAAAUGCAAACAAGCUUUAGGAGCAGAAGAGAAGAGAGCUGACAUGACUGACAAGACAAAGCGGUGAGACAGAGAGGCUUCAGUACUGGGGAAGGUAACGAGCAAAACCAGGCGCUGAACUGAUGAACAUAAUGGAUGCAAGAGAGAGCAGCUGAUCCGGAGGCAGCAGAGGGUAGAGAGAAGAGCUGGGAGGGAGAAGACAAGAAAACACUAAGAACAAAGAAAACUAUUGGCAAGACAUGAGAGGAAACUAUAAAAGAAACAAGGCUGAUCUAAAACUAACAGGAACUCAGGACCAGAGCUGUGGUUCUGGAGACCGGUCUUGGUUUUGGACCAUUUCUCGAUGCUCUCGGUUUCGUCUCGGUCUCAGGCGCCGACACUGAAGAAUAACUAGACCUGGAGUAAAAAUAAGAAAUGAACAGAACUAGAACUACAAAGGGCUGAAAUAAAAUAAAAUAAAAACAAGACAAAUCUAACAAAAAUAAACAAUAUUAAUGAAACUAAUAUGACCAACAAGGGUUAAACUAAAGUGAACUAGAAAUUAAAACUAAGACUAAAGAACAGAAAUAAACAGUAACACUCUACAGCUACUGGCAAAACUGAUUAAAUAUUUUUUAUUUUUACCUAAAAUUGGGCUAAAAUCAUAAAUGGUCUGUAAUUUUAUAGAGCUUCAUCCAGUCCAGAGUAACUCAGAGCUUCACUCUAUAGCAGCUCUGAACUGUUGGUUCAAUGGUUUCUAACCACAGCUGUGACAGAGGAGAACAGCAACACACUGCUUUCACCACAAACCCACCAGAUACACUUCAUUCACUCACCUGUAUGGAAAGUUUCAUUAUUUCAUGUAACUGAAGAUGUUGCAUGGACACAUGAAUAUGAAGAUGUUUGUUUCAGCUCAGUGAUACAGUUGGAGUUCAGAACGGUUGAAGACAAUGCAGCUCCUGACCUGAAAUGAUCAGAUUUCUAUUAGAAAUAUCAUUUUAUUAUUUACUGCUGGACUGAUUACAGUUACAUCUUAUUGGUAGAAACUGAGGAGGAGAUAAAUGUAUUCACUAAAGGUUAUUCGUUUUGCUCACUCCUCACAUGGACUCAUCUUUGGUUGCAGCAAAGAAUGAAAUGUUUUAGAUCUUUUGUUUUUUGGGCGCUGCGUUGUAGAGGGCGGAGACGUUUCCUUCAGUCAGGCUUCACCCAGUUAUAUUUUACAUGUGUAAAAUAAAAACACUUGGAAAGUAUAACUCCACAAGAUCCUCAAAGUAAACUGUGCAAUUCAAUAUCAGAAUCAAUUUACUAGUUACAUAAUGACCAGCCUCAUAAAGACGUGUUCAUAUAUUCCUAAUAAUGCCCAUAAAAAUAUGUUCCCUGUGUUUUAACAUCAUUGUAGUUUUGAUCUUUCUGCUGUGCUUCACAACAAAACAAGUCUCUCCAGUUGAUCUGACUGUGAGUCCCAGCAGAUCUCAGUUCUUUAGAGGAGAAUCAGUGACUCUGAUCUGUGAGGAUGAAAACGGACCUGAUGGAUGGACUGUGAGGAGAAACACAACCAGAGGAAACAGGACGCGAUGUGAAGUAUGGGGGAAAUUAAAUGGUUCUACCUGUAACAUGAACUACAUGCACCCAUCAGAUACUGGUCUGUACUGGUGUGAGUCCAUGUCUGGAUCCUCCAGCAGCAGCAGCAGCAUCCAGCUCUCUGUCUCUGGUGGAUCAGUGAUCCUGCAGAGUCCUGUCCUCCCUGUGAUGGAGGGAGAUGACGUCACUCUGAGCUGCAGAGCAAAGAAUCCAACCCACAACCUCCCAGCUGCUUUCUAUAAAGAUGGCUCCUUCAUUGGUGAUGGACCAUCAGGUCACAUGACCCUCCUCCAUGUUUCCAGCUCUGAUGAAGGCCUCUAUAAAUGUAAUGUCAAAGGUCAUGGAGAGUCUCCAUCCAGCAGGAUCUCUGUUGAAGAGAGAAUCUCCUCCACUCCUCCUUCAUCCUCCACUCCUCCAUCAUCCUCCACUCCUCCUCCUCCUCCUCCUUCAUCUCUUCCCACCAUCUCAGUCGUUGUUUCCAUUUCUAUCUUUCUGGUUUUGCUCUCAUUAAUUCUUCUGGUUCUUCUGGUGAGACGAUGUUUCUGCAGGGAACCUGAAGAUGAAGCAAAAGAUGAAAAGGAAAUCACCUACAGUGAACUGAAAACCUUCAGAAAUCAGCAGCAGCCAAUCAGAAGCAGCCGAGAUCCAGCUCUGGUUUACUCUGCAGUGAGAACUGGAGACAUUGAAUAUGGACAGAUAAACAUCAGAGAAACUGGAAACCAUCAGAGGAGCAGAGAGAUGGAUCCGGGUCCAGUUUACUCUGCAGUGAGGACAGCAGGCAUCAGACCCAACAGAACCAGAGAACCAGAACCAGAACCAGACGUGGUUUACUCUGCAGUCAGACCGGCUGAUGGUCCAUAACGGAUCAUCAACAUCACGUCUGUUUGCUCUGUCAAGUAUUUCUAUAAGAGAGGAAUAUUAAUGUAUUAUUAUUAUUAAACAUAUUGUAACUUUAUAGUAAUUUCAUAAACAAACAGCUAAGAGACAAAAAACAUUUAAAUUUGAUUUGACAUGUUUUAUUUUCUUAUGGUUCAUAAAUAUAAUUACUAAUAAAACUGAAAGAUUGAG
This is a messenger RNA of Xiphophorus hellerii (green swordtail), 2948 nucleotides long. Its product is annotated as high affinity immunoglobulin gamma Fc receptor I-like. Gene Ontology annotation, biological process: immune response; cell surface receptor signaling pathway. Bases 1656 to 2741 code for a protein of 361 amino acids. Lineage: Eukaryota; Metazoa; Chordata; Actinopteri; Cyprinodontiformes; Poeciliidae. The record is from RefSeq and is a predicted model, not a curated record. The transcript is spliced from 8 exons. Gene Ontology annotation, molecular function: transmembrane signaling receptor activity. Gene Ontology annotation, cellular component: external side of plasma membrane.